AUGGCUCAGAGGAGGCUUCUACAGCUACGACCUACAAACAAUAGCUGUUUACCACCAAGCAAGACUCUGAAGGCAGUCAAUGCUGAACUCAGAAACGAUUACUCUGAGAGGCUGGAAGAACUUAUCACUCUGUUACCUGUGACUGAAGAUCAACUUGUGAGUGAGUUAAAAAGAAACAACACCCACCUGUACCUGUCUGAUGAACCAAACAGGUUGAAGGUUCAGGAAGCUUUGAAUGAAGGUGUAGCAGCUGCUAUCAUGUCCACCCCAAAAAAGGACAUGCCAGUGUUUGAGAAUCAGCUGCGUGUUGCCUUUGAUGGCGACGCUGUCCUCUUCUCUAAUGAGUUCCAGGGGGUUGGACUAAAAGCAUUCUUGAAGAAUGAGAAGCAAAAUGUUGAAAAGCCAAUGAAGAAGGGACCAUUCAAAGGAUUCUUGGAGGUUUUAAUAAAACUGCAGCCAAAGUUGCAUAAUAAAGGCAAGAAGUGUCCCAUUCGUACCUACCUGGUGACAUCUCGAGGUGCAGGCUGUCCUGGCUACAGAGCUUUAAACACUUUGCGCACCUGGGGUCUGGAGCUUGAUGAAGCUGUGUUUGUGGGAGGGGCUGACAAAGGUCCUACACUGCAGAGGAUCAAGCCUCACAUCUUCUUUGAUGCCUGGUGGAAAACCCAAUCCGAACUAGCUGGCCUGCUGAAGGGCAGACCCAACAUUAUUUGGUCCUUUGAGCCGGAGCCCAACAAAUGGCUUUCCACCGAGGAGGGGGAGACGGCGAGGCCGCAGUCUGCUAGCACCCAGGAUGUCUGGGACGCCUGA
This is a messenger RNA of Pelmatolapia mariae (spotted tilapia), 810 nucleotides long. Its product is annotated as cytosolic 5'-nucleotidase 1A-like. Gene Ontology annotation, biological process: nucleotide metabolic process; adenosine metabolic process. The transcript is spliced from 7 exons. Gene Ontology annotation, cellular component: cytosol; cytoplasm. The record is from RefSeq and is a predicted model, not a curated record. NCBI's taxonomy places the organism in Eukaryota, Metazoa, Chordata, Actinopteri, Cichliformes, Cichlidae. The coding region runs from base 1 to 810 and encodes 269 amino acids. Gene Ontology annotation, molecular function: 5'-nucleotidase activity; magnesium ion binding; nucleotide binding.